Messenger RNA from Priapulus caudatus, 584 nucleotides. RefSeq lists its product as uncharacterized. The transcript has 2 exons. The coding region runs from base 73 to 576 and encodes 167 amino acids. The record is from RefSeq and is a predicted model, not a curated record. Lineage: Eukaryota; Metazoa; Priapulida; Priapulimorpha; Priapulimorphida; Priapulidae.
GAUGAGCACAUCUGGCCAAACAAUGGUCAGAAGAUGCGAAACAGACUGGCAGAAGACGUCCUUGACAAGUAAAUGCUUCAUCUGUUCAAAGCUUACCAGAAAGCUGAAGGUCGAAACGGAGAUUGCCUCAACGGUGCGAUACAGCUGCUGGAGGCAACCAGUGUUCUGAUUGCGAACUUCACCGACACACGUCCUAUAACAUCAGCAGAAGACGAUCGGCUCCAGUGCAAUGCGAGAGCACUGCAAUGGUUCACAUCGUGGAAGGACGCCGUGAUGAGCGAUCUACAGGACACUGCCAUCGUGAAGCGGAAAAAGUUGAUGUCACAGGAGACACGCUUCGACAUGAAGUCAACCAUUCUGGGCUUUGAAAGUCUUGUUCGCCGGAAACAGAAAACCCAUCCUGGCACAAGCAUAAAUGCUGCUCGAGUCAACAGCGACUCGGUCGAAAACAUCUUCUGCCAGCAGAGAGCCAUUUCGCAUGGGGCCAAUGACAACCCCAAUUACAAGCAGUUUAUGUAUGGUAUGAACACCAUCAUAUUAACCGCGGACACAGCAGUCGUUGCAACACUAGAGUAGCAGCAGAG